AUGUACUUGUCGGUGCGUUUGCCGAUUGGAAAGUACCUGGGCGCUACGGUAUUCGUCUGGUCCGCUAUCCUCAUGUGCCACGCAGCCUGUCACAACUUCACAGGUCUGAUGAUCACUCGAUUCUUCCUCGGUGCAUUCGAGGCAUCCAUCGCCCCGGGAUUCUCCCUAAUCACUGGCAUGUGGUACACCCGACGCCAGCAGCCCCUUCGGUACGGCCUGUGGUUCGCGGGCGGCUCCAUAGCCACCUUAUUCGGAGGCAUGCUUUCAUACGGCAUCGGACAUAUCGACGGCGGCGCCGUGGCCUCGUGGCAAUAUUUGUUCCUGAUCUUCGGCGCCGUCACUGCCGUCUGGGGCAUCACCAUGCUUAUCUUCCUACCGGAUACACCAGCCAAAGCCUUCUGGCUGACCUCCGACGAGCGAUCGACCACCCUCCACAACGUUAUGGCUGAUGGCCAGGCCGGUACUAAGAGCUCCUACAAGUUUUCGCAGGUAGUCGAAGCCUUCCGCGACCCGGUGACCUGGUGCCUAAGUCUGUACAGCUUCUGCGUAAACAUCGCCAAUGGCGGCCUAACAACCUUUGGAUCGCUGGUCGUGCAAGGGUUCGGGUUCAAAGGUCUUGACGCCCUCUUGAUCCAAAUGCCCACGGGCGCCGCGCAGCUGAUAUUCGUGAUUGUGAGCGCCAUACUGUGCUCGUCUUUCCCGAACAUCCGCGCCCUGACUAUGAUGGCCCUUUCGUUGACCAGUCUGCUGGGAAUGGUGCUUAUGUAUGCUCUACCGGACAGCAAUCAAGCUGGCCGCAUGGCGGGUUUCUGCCUCAGUCUGGCUUUCUCUGCAAACAUGCCACUUGCCAUGUCGCUGAUUACCAGUAAUGUUCGCGGCCUCACCAAGCGGGCAGUGAUUAAUGCUUGUGUUUUGGUGAUGUACUGUGUAGGUAAUGUCAUUGGCCCGCAGUUCUUCAGCGUGGAUGAGGCGCCAAGGUAUAAGAAGGGUAUUACGGCCAGCCUGUGCGGAUUUGGAUUGGGGUUUUUCUGGAUCCUGUGUCUGCGACUAUACUUGCAGUGGCAGAAUAGGAAGCGAGCGGGUGAAGUGCCAUUGGAUAUGCCGCAGGAAGCGCUGCUCCUGGAGGAUCGGACUGAUUGGGAGACUCCGGGGUGCCAGUAUGUUCUCUAG
This is a messenger RNA of Aspergillus puulaauensis, 1170 nucleotides long. RefSeq lists its product as uncharacterized. Gene Ontology annotation, cellular component: plasma membrane. Gene Ontology annotation, biological process: allantoate transport; transmembrane transport; dipeptide transport. NCBI's taxonomy places the organism in Eukaryota, Fungi, Ascomycota, Eurotiomycetes, Eurotiales, Aspergillaceae. Bases 1 to 1170 code for a protein of 389 amino acids. The transcript has 2 exons. The record is from RefSeq and is a predicted model, not a curated record. Gene Ontology annotation, molecular function: dipeptide transmembrane transporter activity; allantoate transmembrane transporter activity.